Marchantia polymorpha subsp. ruderalis is the source of this 1129-nucleotide messenger RNA. The record is from the annotation of a GenBank genome assembly. NCBI's taxonomy places the organism in Eukaryota, Viridiplantae, Streptophyta, Marchantiopsida, Marchantiales, Marchantiaceae.
CGAGUCAAUAACUGCUCUUGGGAUACAGUCAAUACUCUAUACGGGCACUCUACACUCACGAUCAGAACUCCAGUACACUCUUGGGCUCUCGAAGGCCUGGGGUUCACACUCAAGAGGAUUUCCAGCUAUGCCGACAUGUGCCAAACACCAAAGCUUCCCACUGGAGCAGGUUUUCACCUCUAGUCGACAAGAAGGACUAUUAUGAAACAGUAGAACAGGGAAACUUAGAACGAAGACCCAUCGGUAGAAGUGUUGUGUGCAGUCGAAGCGUAGUUGCUUCCGAAAGCGAACAUAUUCCUUGCCGCAAAAAAAACGAGUAAGGGCCUCAAGCGGCUGCAUUCAAGUCUCGAGAACUCGUCGUAGACAUCGCAUCACACAAUAUCGCAGCAAGAUUCACUGGCAGGGAGUGCGGCACGAACGCUGCGCACUGCCUCGUCCUCGGAGCCUCACACUUCCUCACCCAAAAAGUUGCGGAGCUCACGACGGUUGCAAGAGCGUCGAGAGAUCGGUGGCCGGCCUUCAAACAUACGAUCUGCGAGGCUGACGUCAAUAUCAUCCGCGAGUUCGGAAAGGGAACUUGUCCGCUAGCAAUGGACGGAGCAGGUGUCGAGAGGGCUAGGGAGGCCUUGAAUCUUGCCCACGCCAUGGCGUCGAUCAUCAAUUCCGGACUGGACAGGCAGACGCUGAGCAUUCUCAUCGGGUUGUGCGAGCACGGCGUGAAUCCGGAAGCGUUGGCCACCGUGGUGAAAGAGCUGCGCAGGGAAGCUGCCGCCAUCGAGUCAACCAGCAAGAGCAAAGACUGAUUGCGCUCUUUCCAGAGUGAGGAGCCUACGAAGCCGUAUGCACAUCUGACAGGGUCUACAAGGCUUCUUCUCAGUGUGUAGAUUGUAGAACUUCUGGAAGCGACCUACUUACUGUACUUAGGAAAGGAGCAGACAAAUUGGAAACACUUUUCAGGGUUCGUUGAAGAUGCAUUUUUAGAUCGGGGCCAUUUUCGAGCAGUGACAUGUAACCUAGGGUACAUUGAAGUUCUGGCAUGAUUUAUGAUAUUUGAACAACGAAAGCGGUGCACGGCGAACACUUACUUCGCUGCCCACACCUUCAAUCUUGUGUAUGAACAAGGCUUGCU